Molecule: messenger RNA, 1107 nt
Organism: Aspergillus caelatus
Lineage: Eukaryota; Fungi; Ascomycota; Eurotiomycetes; Eurotiales; Aspergillaceae
Product: ketopantoate reductase family protein
Exons: 2
Coding region: 1-1107 (368 amino acids)
Biological process (GO): pantothenate biosynthetic process
Cellular component (GO): mitochondrion; cytoplasm
Molecular function (GO): NADP binding; 2-dehydropantoate 2-reductase activity
Source: RefSeq, a predicted model, not a curated record
AUGUCUGGAAAAUCGAAUUUGUUAUCAUCCCACUCUCAAUGCGAUUGUUCUGUGUCAAAGUCAUCAUCAAGGAUUCAUGUCCUCGGGCUUGGAAGUAUCGGCACCUUUACCGCCCAUGGUCUGUCCGAAAUCCCCAGCAGGCCCUCCGUCACUCUCCUUCUUCACCGCGAAUCGCUGCUAGGUGGAUAUCAGGAGAACGGAAACCAAAUUCUACUUACAACACGAGAAGGGUCCCAAAUAGGGUACAGCGGCUAUGACCUGGAGGUACAUCGAACAAAUGGAUGGUAUCCCGAGCCUUCAUCACCCUCGUCGGAAGCCAUAAACAGCAGCAUCUCCCACCUCAUCAUCAGCGUCAAAGCAACACAAACCGUUUCAGCACUACAGCCCCUGAAGCACCGCCUAGACGCCAAAUCCACCAUCCUAUUCCUCCAAAACGGCAGCGGUAUGAUCGACGAAGUCAACGAAUCAUUAUUCCCUGACCCCCAGACACGACCCAACUACAUAAUAGGAGUCAUCUCGCACGGCGUAACGCUCAAUCGGCCAUUCGACGUCACGCACACCGGCUUCGCAGCGAUGUCCUUGGGAUUAGUUCCCCGCUCAGAAGAAGCACCCCAUCCCCAGGAGUUUUCAAGUUCAUACCUCCUCGAUAAUCUCCCCCUAUCGCCGCGGCUAAACGCAACAUCCUACCCCUACACCAAAGUCCUGCAGAUCCAGCUUGAGAAACUAGCCGUCAACGCCUUCUGUAACCCUCUUUGCGCCUUGAAUGAUGCGAAGAAUGGUUUUCUUUUUACUCUCCCCGACACGCGGAGGGAGAUUCUCACGGAGAUCUCGAAUGUCGUGCUUGCGUUGCCAGAAUUGAGGGAUGUUCCGGGUGUAGAGGAGCGGUUUGCUGUGGAUAGGUUGGAGGCGACAGUGAAUGCGAUUCUCACUAAGACUGCUGAGACGACGUGUUCGAUGGUGUGGGAUUUGAGGGCUGGACGCGAGACGGAGGUGAGGUUCAUUAAUGGGUAUUGGGUGAAGAGGGGGGGGGAGGUUGGGGUGAGGACGCCGGUGAAUGAGUGCUUAGUGGAGAAGGUGACGAAAAGGAGUCGUAGAGAGUUGAAAUAA